AUGUCUGAAAAUAUAUGGAAUGACUUAUUAGACGCAAAUAGACCAACACCAUCAGAGAAUGAGACGACUAUUAUCAUAUCAGCUCAAACUUCAUCGGUUUUGAAAACUUGCAUGAAGCUUAUUUUUGGGAUUUCCCUAAAUGAUGUAACUCUUGAUACAGUUAGUUACACAUGUAAAGUAGUCCCUAAUAUGACAAAAAAUGGUGAUCCAAUAACCUUACACAUUUAUACCGUUGCGCUUCCCUUAUCAGAGCCCAUUUUAGAUUCUCUUCGAAUAUUCUUUGAUGGCAAUUCCACAGCUUACAAAUGGGUUUUCUUACUUGACUGGGUACAUUCCGAUAAGAAGACGUGGAUCAAAGAUCUUUAUACAUCAUUUACUAUACUUGAAGACAAAAACAUGCAUUGGGUAACGGAGGGAUCUUGUUCUGUCAUUUGCGGCAAUGCUGAACACAUACAGUACCUUGAAAGAGCAUCGCCUCACUGGAAUUCUUAUAAAAUAGAGUUUGUUACUCAAACACUGAGAUCAUUUUGUCUUUUAAAAGCUUGCGGAUUAUUCUCCCUUUCUGAAGGCAUGAACGACCAAUUUGCUCUCGAAAUACUAAGGAUAUUACUUGCAGAAGAAAGAAUAAGGCCGUCUGAGUUCAUUGAACUAGAGAGUUUGUUUAUCCCGUAUAGAUCAGAUAGCGUGGGGAAAAUCAAGACAUUGAAUGAAGAGUUCCCAGUCAACGAGGUUCUUAGCCAAUUGUUCAUCAAAGGAAAAUACGAAAAUAUAGUUCCUGGUGAAGUUACGAAAUCUCAAGAUGAUGAGGACACGAGCUCUCCUAGCAUCUCACAUGACCUCAAGUUUGAGGUCGAUGUUCAAAAGGAGCUCGCUGCACUUUAUGAAAAGCAAAAAGUCUCUAUGAGAAGUGAAACAAAUUUUCAUAAGCCGCUACCAGAGGACUACAAUAAUAUUUUCACAUCAUAUGAAGAUUAA
Messenger RNA from Lachancea fermentati, 975 nucleotides. NCBI's taxonomy places the organism in Eukaryota, Fungi, Ascomycota, Saccharomycetes, Saccharomycetales, Saccharomycetaceae. The record is from the annotation of a GenBank genome assembly.